AUGGCCGUCGGUCUCGUUUCGCAACAAGCUCAAUCCUCCAUCACUGCUCGUCCUCAACACACGAGCAACCGCUUCGAUGACCUCGUGCUAAACCUCAAGGAUGUGCUUGGUCCGUCGUCGGGCCUUGACUCCAAGGACGUCGACCUCAACUCCAUCAUGGACCUCAUGGAGAAGUACGACGCGACAGAAAAGGGGUGGGUUGAAUUUGCAAUGGCAGACCCUGAGCUUGCCUAUACCAGAAAUCUUGUCGACGAAGGAAAUGGAAAGAGCAACCUGCUUGUCCUCGUGUGGACCCCCGGCAAGGGUAGCCCCAUUCACGACCACGGCAAUGCCCACUGUGUCAUGAAGAUUCUCCGUGGCAGCCUGACAGAGACAAGAUAUGAAUUCCCCACCUCGGACCGCGCACAGCCGAUGAGGAUGCUGUCUGAACGAACCUCGAAAGAGAAUGAUGUGGCAUACAUGGCCGACGAGUUGGGCCUUCACAAGGUAGAGAACAGGGGUCAAGACUAUGCCAUCUCCCUACACUUAUACACCCCGCCCAAUGUCGCCAAAUCAGGUUGCAACACUUUCAACCCAAUCACCGGCAAGAGAAGCCAUGUGCCCAAGUGCGGAUAUUACUCAAAGUACAAGCAACGUGUCGAGGAGGCAUAG
This is a messenger RNA of Diaporthe amygdali, 651 nucleotides long. RefSeq lists its product as uncharacterized. The transcript has 3 exons. Bases 1 to 651 code for a protein of 216 amino acids. Gene Ontology annotation, biological process: L-cysteine catabolic process. Gene Ontology annotation, molecular function: cysteine dioxygenase activity; ferrous iron binding. The record is from RefSeq and is a predicted model, not a curated record. NCBI's taxonomy places the organism in Eukaryota, Fungi, Ascomycota, Sordariomycetes, Diaporthales, Diaporthaceae.